Aspergillus neoniger CBS 115656 is the source of this 660-nucleotide messenger RNA. RefSeq names its product Dabb family protein. Lineage: Eukaryota; Fungi; Ascomycota; Eurotiomycetes; Eurotiales; Aspergillaceae. The record is from RefSeq and is a predicted model, not a curated record. The transcript is spliced from 3 exons. The coding region runs from base 171 to 500 and encodes 109 amino acids.
UCCACUGGCACUGACGUCUUGGUGUGUCAGUCAGGGUUGCUGCUCAGUCCUUUCCCCCUCCGCAGCACUACUGCAGCUUCACUGCAUCACCACCACCUUCCUGUCCCAACAAGGAACGUCUUCCCCGAAGUCCGCCUCACUAUUGCUGGUCAUACCCUUCGUACUCCAAUAUGAUCACUCACAUCGUCCAAUUUCAGUUCAAAGCCUCUCUCGCCCCCGAAAAGGUCCAGGAGACAUGCGCUCAUCUCGUCUCCCUGAAAGACAAGUGUCUACAUCCUACCACCCAGCAGCCAUACGUCAAGUCAUUCAAAGCGGGAAAGCAGGAUUCGCCGGAGGGUAACCAUAAUGGAAUCACCCAUGUAUUCGUCAUGGAAUUUGAGUCCGAUCAGGACAGAGAGUAUUAUCUCACCAAAGACCCCGCGCAUCUAGGCUUCGUCAAGACCCUGGAUGGUCUGAUCGAAAAGUCCCAGGUGGUGGAUUUCACCGAGGGGGUCUUCUAACCCUUCCGCGGACACGAAGCCCUCAAAUAUACUAAACCGGUAUGAAUAUGCAAGAAUAAAGACGAAUACAUGAAUGUACAUAUGAUUCAGCAAGCGAAGAAAUCAACUUUUAGUGGUGUCCUGAAUCCGUUUGAAUUUCCGACCGUCGCGUCGCCGCCAG